AUGACCAAGACUGUUGAUGAAGCUAAGGUUCUUAUUGAGAAUCUUGCAGCUAGUGAUUGUAACAACUGUCCUGAUUAUGACCGCUCAAGCCGCACCACUACUAGCUCCCCUGAUUCUUUUCAAAUGACUGAACUCAAGAACAUGAUGGCUCAAGUUCUUAAGGGACAGCUCAAGCAUAUCAAUGCAAUAGAAGGGAUGAGUGAUGCUAAUGAAGACCCAUCAAGAGAAUGCAUGGGAGAUUUCUCUAAUGAAGCCAAUGAAGAAGAUGUGAACUACAUUGGAAACUAUGGGAACAAGGGAUACAAUCCAAGCUAUCGCCCAAACCCCAACAUGUCUUAUAGAAACCCCAAUGUGGAGAAUCCUCAAGACCAAGUGUAUCCUCCAAGGUAUCCACAACAACAAAGACCUCCUUACCAAUCUCAAGGAAGUCAAUUUCAGCCAAGGCAAGGAUAUGAGCAGAGAUCAUCAUAUCCGCCCAAGGAGCCAUAUGCUUCUUCACCAAAUCAAGCUCCUCCAAACCAACAAGGUGGAAGAUUUGAAGGAAUCCUCCAACAGAUCAUGGAUGGCCAGAAGAGAAAUAGCAAAGAGAUGUAUGAGAAGAUGGACACUUUGUUCAGCAAUCUCAACACCAAGUAUGAUGCUGUUGCCACUCAUGUGAAGAAACUAGAGACUCAAGUCACCCAAACUAUGGAAGCUGUUAAGAGACAGGAAGCUGAAUCCAAGAAGUCCUUUUGCAACUCAGCCGCCAUAGAAGAAAGAUUUGAAGAUCAAGUUCCAGAAUGGAUGCUUUCAAAACCUACUGUUGAUUGCAUGAUUUGGCCUGAAGAGUGA
Molecule: messenger RNA, 831 nt
Organism: Microthlaspi erraticum
Lineage: Eukaryota; Viridiplantae; Streptophyta; Magnoliopsida; Brassicales; Brassicaceae
Source: the annotation of a GenBank genome assembly